Messenger RNA from Phymastichus coffea, 2341 nucleotides. RefSeq names its product innexin inx1 (gene ogre). Lineage: Eukaryota; Metazoa; Arthropoda; Insecta; Hymenoptera; Eulophidae. The record is from RefSeq and is a predicted model, not a curated record. Gene Ontology annotation, cellular component: gap junction; plasma membrane. The transcript has 6 exons. Gene Ontology annotation, molecular function: gap junction channel activity. Bases 589 to 1680 code for a protein of 363 amino acids.
UCUCUCUUUCUCUCUCUCGCUCUCUCGGACCAGACCCCCCACAACACACUGCCAGGACACACCGACGGAGCUGGCGCUGCUGCUUCGCGUUCAACGUACGUGCCGUACCUCCUCGUUCCUUGUCAGCAGUCAGCGCUCGCGAGAGACAGUGUUACGUUACACUCGUUCUUUAAUACGCCAACGAUCGCUUUGCAGGCGUUCGUUCCGUUUACUACCAGUGCUCGUUAUUGGUUGGCCCAUGUGCUAGUCUCUGCCGCAUGCUGUCUUUCACGAAUCACUGAGCUAAGACAGAUAUAGAGAAAGAAUUAAAGCGGGGCAGCCGGCGCACUGAGUGCUGCAAGCUUGGGCUGGAGUGAUCGAGAGAGCGCACAGACGAUAAAAGUAAGAACAGGGCAGGCACGUAGGCGCUAGUGUCGGUCGAAAGAAUACAACGUCGAGAGAGAAAGGGAGGGAGAGAGGCAUCGUCGGAUCGAGAAGGAAAAAAAGAUCGAGUCCUGACCGCGGCUGACUGAUGAGGCAGUAGCAGUAGUAUUAGAAAAGAGCAAAGAGAGCAUAAUAAUCUAGUUGCGCGCAGAUUCAGCAGCCAAGAUGUUCAAAUUGCUCAAGGAACUGAAGGGCUUCGUGAAGCACCAGGACAUAAGCACGGAUUCGAUGGUGUUCCGCAUGCACAACCAUUUCACCACGGCAUUGCUCGCGACCUGCUCGCUAAUCAUCACUGCCAAUCAGUUCGUCGGCAACCCCAUUUCCUGUAUCGUACCUUCGGCUCUGCCCAUUCAACCGAUCAACACCUACUGCUGGAUCACCUCCACUUUUACCAUGCCGGAUGCUUUCAAUCGCCAGAUCGGCGUGGAAGUGGCUCAUCCCGGCGUAGCCAACGACUUUGGCGACGUCGAGGCAAGGAAAUACUACACCUACUACCAAUGGGUGUGCUUCGUGCUCUUCUUCCAGGCGAUGGCAUGCUACCUGCCGCACUGGCUGUGGGGUAUCUGGGAGGGUGGUCUCAUCAAAACUCUGGUGAUGGGCCUUAACAACUCGCUCGACACCGAGGAAUCUGUCACCAAAAAGAAGAACGUCAUUAUGGAUUAUCUCAUAUCUCACAUUCGGACGCACAACAUGUAUGCCUACCGUUACUUCGCCUGCGAGGCCAUCUGUCUGCUCAACAUCCUGGUGCAGCUGUACGCCAUGAAUAAAUUCUUCGAUGGCGAGUUCCUCACCUACGGGCUACGCGUCAUCAACUUGCCGGACACUCCGCAAGAGGAGCGCGUCGACCCUAUGGUCUACAUUUUUCCGCGGGUCACCAAGUGCAUCUUCCACAAGUACGGCUCGUCUGGCUCCAUUCAGAAACACGACUCCCUCUGCCUCCUUCCACUCAACAUUGUCAACGAGAAAACCUACAUCUUCAUUUGGUUUUGGUAUCUCAUACUGACCACUCUUCUUGUCGGACUGAUGCUCUACCGCGCGGCAAUCAUCUUCGCGCCUGCGCUCCGACCGAAGAUCCUGCAGAUGUCCUCCAGGCUGCUGGAGCUGGAGACCUGCCAGAGUAUUACCAAGAAGAUUGAUUUGGGAGACUGGUGGGUCCUCUACGUUUUGUCAUCGAAUAUGGACUCGCUGAUAUACAGAGAGCUGCUGCAGGAGCUUACGAAGAAGAUGAGUGAGCAUAUGUCACCGGUAAGCUCAUAGGGAAGGCCCUACUUGGCCCACGAUAGGCCAGGAAACAAGCUAGCAAGAUCCCGCGCCAAAUGGACUGAUCUAUAGCGAUGAGCCUGGCCUCGCUAGGACUGCGAUAAUAGAGUGCAUAGAAAAAUUGCGUGCCGAGCUUAGUGGAAAAACAAAUUUUUAUCACGACGUUACCUAAUUUGAGUUAUGCGUUAGUUGAAAACUAGAAUUUCUUUGUUAAUAAGUUCACAAUUUUCACAAAUAAUUGCCAGAGACGUAACAAAUCAAUAACUUACGUGGUUCGUUCUAAUCGCACUCAAGCUUCACUUCGUUUCAGAAUACCUUCAGUUUUUUUACUGAACGUGAACAAAGCAGUAUGACACAUUUAAAGGAAUGAGCUUGUACAAGGCUGAUUUUUUCUAAAAAUCUUGCUAAGUUUUCCAGAAUAUUAACAAUGACAAUUUGAUAUACCAAUAAAAAAGCAAUUCGAGAUACCCAGUUUGUAUUCGCGAAUUUUUCAAAAGAAAAAAAUAUAGAAUCACGAUAGUAUGUUAGGCCUUAUUUACGGUCCUAUUUUCGAGGUGAAUAUAGGCAACAUGUAUUUUUAUAUAAUGUAUACAAUUGUAAAACACACACACACACACACACACACACACACACACACACACACACACACACACACAAA